Messenger RNA from Meriones unguiculatus (Mongolian gerbil), 6800 nucleotides. It is a transcript of the gene Chrm5, whose product is annotated as cholinergic receptor muscarinic 5. Gene Ontology annotation, molecular function: G protein-coupled serotonin receptor activity; G protein-coupled acetylcholine receptor activity. Gene Ontology annotation, cellular component: plasma membrane; dendrite; synapse. The coding region runs from base 1085 to 2683 and encodes 532 amino acids. The record is from RefSeq and is a predicted model, not a curated record. The transcript has 2 exons. Gene Ontology annotation, biological process: adenylate cyclase-inhibiting G protein-coupled acetylcholine receptor signaling pathway; chemical synaptic transmission; gastric acid secretion. NCBI's taxonomy places the organism in Eukaryota, Metazoa, Chordata, Mammalia, Rodentia, Muridae.
GGACAGAACCUCUGCAAAUGCUGCACAGCAAAGAGAAGAGCAGGAGAGAUGCACAUUCGUGAGGCUUUCAGGAACCUCAUUCCAGCUACCUCUUGCUAAGCUCUUUUUUUUUUUCUUCCAAAAUACGUCAUUUAACUGUCUGUCAAAAUAACUCUUGCCUAGUCUACCUGCUCACACUCCAGAGCUGCAGCCUCUCCUGAUUCCCUCCUCAGUGGCAAGCUGCUCAGAGAGCACCUAGGGAAUAGCGUUAGCCCCUCUGCGCUUUCUCCUCUCUCCCUGCCAGGGCGCACGCUGUCCAUCGGAGAAGUAAUUAAUGGGCUCAUUAUGUAUGGAAGCGGCAUCCCACCACUUGGCUGUCUGGUGUGAACGGAUCCUAUCAGCACUUCAUUCAUGUUCAGUGUCUGGGAUGUGACAAAGCUGUUCUUCCUUUUGGAUUUUUCCCUCACCACACUCAGAAAACAGUGCACUGGAGUGAUGUGUUAACAGAGGCACCAGGGGAAGAAAGGAAAUUCUUAACCUCUGCAGACAGGAGGCUGAAAGGAUGGAAAGUUGUUAAGGGGAAAGCCAAGGGAAGCAGAAGGUGCUAGAGAACAUCCGUGCUCCUGGAACACACAGCAAUGUUAAAGCAGCGUGAUUUGGGAACAGUCAAGACCCUGAAUUACAGGUGAGCACAACUUUUCCAGAGGGUGAACAUGUACAGGAGCAGUCAGGAUUUCUCAUUGCUGAGAUAGUCAAUGAAUUUUUAAUAAGUUCUGAGCACUGUGGUCAGAUCAACAGCUGUUAUCUGAUAAGGGCACAAUUCACUGAUUUCCAUAAUCCUAUCGGAAUGGAGUCUUCACCUUGCUGCUACCUGUGCUAACUAACACCAUGAGAUUACCGGGUCUCAGAGAUGCUGCAAGAAACAAGACCCACGGGUGAAGGAGAUCACCACAGCAAAGUCCAUGAGGCGUUUCCAGCAUGCGAGCUUACCAUUCCUCACUGAGCUUCAGCCAACUCCUGCCAGAUACUGGCCAAGAACAGAGGAGCCCAAACAAAGAGCCCUCCGAACCUCAGACUAAAUCUGAAUGUAACUGCUUGAACCAGGAUGGAAGGGGAGUCUUACCGCAAUGACACCACAGUCAAUGGCACCCCAGUAAAUCACCAGGCUUUGGAACGCCAUGGUCUAUGGGAAGUCAUCACUAUUGCAGCUGUGACGGCUGUGGUCAGCCUGAUGACCAUUGUGGGCAAUGUCUUGGUCAUGGUCUCCUUCAAAGUCAACAGUCAGCUCAAGACAGUUAACAACUAUUACCUUCUCAGCUUGGCCUGUGCAGACCUCAUCAUUGGCAUCUUCUCCAUGAACCUCUACACGACCUACAUCCUUAUGGGACGCUGGGUUCUGGGGAGUCUGGCUUGUGACCUUUGGCUUGCCCUGGACUAUGUUGCUAGCAACGCUUCUGUCAUGAACCUUCUGGUGAUUAGCUUUGACCGUUACUUUUCCAUCACAAGACCACUGACAUACCGGGCCAAGCGGACCCCAAAGAGGGCUGGCGUCAUGAUUGGCUUGGCCUGGCUGGUCUCUUUCAUCCUCUGGGCGCCAGCCAUCCUCUGCUGGCAGUACUUGGUCGGGAAGCGGACAGUGCCAGCUGAUGAGUGCCAGAUCCAAUUCCUCUCCGAGCCCACGAUCACCUUCGGUACUGCCAUCGCGGCCUUCUACAUCCCUGUCUCUGUCAUGACCAUACUCUACUGCCGGAUCUACCGGGAAACAGAGAAGCGAACCAAGGACCUGGCUGACCUCCAAGGUUCCGAUUCUGUGGCAGAAAACAAGAAGAAAAAACCGGCUCACAAGACCCUGCUCAGAUCUUUCUUUAGCUGCCCUAGACCCAGCCUGGCCCAGAGAGAAAGGAAUCAAGCCUCCUGGUCAUCCUCCCGCAGAAGCACCUCAGCAACAGAAAAGCCAAGCCAGGCCACUGGCCUAAGUGCUGACUGGGACAAGGCUGAGCAGGUCACUAACUGUAGUAGCUACCCCUCCUCAGAGGAUGAAGCCAAGUCCACCACUGACCCUGUCUUCCAAGUGGUCUACAAGAGUGAAGCCAAGGAAAGCCCAGGAAAGGAAUUCAACACCCAAGAGACCAAGGAAACUUUUGUGAACCCUCGGACUGAAAACAAUGACUAUGACGCUCCCAAAUACUUCCUGUCUCCAGCUGCUGCUCACAAACUCAAGAGUCAGAAGUGCGUUGCCUAUAAGUUCCGAUUGGUGGUAAAAGCUGACGGGACCCAGGAGACUAAUAAUGGUUGUCGAAAGGUGAAAAUCAUGCCUUGUUCCUUCCCAAUGUCCAAAGACCCUUCAACAAAAGGCCUGGAUCCCAACCUCAACCAUCAAAUGACCAAACGAAAGAGAAUGGUCCUAAUCAAAGAAAGGAAAGCAGCCCAGACCUUGAGUGCCAUCCUCCUGGCCUUCAUCAUCACAUGGACCCCUUAUAACAUCAUGGUCCUGGUUUCCACCUUCUGUGACAAGUGUGUCCCUGUCACCCUGUGGCAUCUGGGUUACUGGCUGUGCUAUGUCAACAGCACAAUCAACCCCAUCUGCUACGCUCUCUGCAACAGAACCUUCAGGAAGACCUUUAAGCUGCUGCUCCUCUGCCGGUGGAAAAAGAAAAAAGUAGAGGAGAAGCUGUAUUGGCAAGGGAACAGCAAGCUACCCUGAAAAGUUAGCAACUCCCCUUGAAAGUAUAAGGAUCACAGUGUGGUUUGCUUGUUUUAAAGAAUGUCACCUGCCAUUCUAGUCCCUGAAGGCUUGUCAAGGUUCGAGGUCUAUUGUCAAAUGAAGAGUCACACAUGCUGCUGCCAUGUGAAGUGAGUCUUGUCUAUUACCAAGGGCACCUGAUGCCACUAGAGCUUGCCAGUGAAACAGAGAGACAGACUUAAAGCCCGUCUCUGCAAGCACACUUGAGUCAUCAUGGACAAUGUCUUCAAGAACUGAUCUGUGAAGAACAGUAGGGACCAGAGAAAAAUAUUCCCCUGUGGCAUUCCGCCAGAGAGUAUUGUGCAAAUGUGUAAAUGUGUGUGUGUGUGUCUGUAUGAAAGUGUCUUAUACCAGUGAGAGUGUAAGCCAGGUUCACCUCUGGAUAAAAAUGAUAUUCAACUAGCUUCUAAGAAUAUCACUAUUUGUAACUUAGUCGCUUUUAUUAUGCCGCUAUCACGUGCUUCGUACUGUGGCAUUUUUUUUUCAUUCGUACACAGAGUGAUGCUCUUACUCUUCCUUUCAUAACUAUGGCAACUCCUUACACAGUGAAACCAUAGUGAUUCCCAUAUUCUCAGAAUCCUAAGUCAAGAAGAAUGUUGACAUCAGCAUACUUGGUCUCCUAAGGAGCCUCUGUUCUGCUCCUGAUGAUGAUCAAGUUUCUAUACACAGUUAUUUUCAUGUUUUACCAAUGCUGUAAAUAUUUCUCUUAACAAAUAUUACGUAUUUUUCGUGCCCAUUUGAAAUCAUUUAUUAAAUAUGCUGUCUUCUCAAGAGAAACUGGUUGCAUAACAGCCCUGAUCAGUAAAGAUCCUUGCAGGAUAGUGAAUGCUGGGUCUCCUAUGUUGUUUUUCGGGGGAAUUGCUUUCUAAUCUCUUCUCAAAACAAACCAGAUACAAACUGUGGAAAACAUAUGAUUCCUUCCAUGCUUUUAAAUUUCUUUAAUAGUCUUUGAAGUGCUCCCCACCCCCACCCAGACCCCUAACUCACACCCAAACAUGCACAGACAACUGACCUGUGCUGCAAAAGAUGUGUUGCUUGGGCAAACAGAAGGGGAAUGUCUCCUCCUUCCUCCUCCCCUUUCUCCUCCCUCUUCUAUACAGGUCUUUCUUUCAUGUUUGAAAGACAAAUCCUAAUUGCUCAGACCUAUCCAACUUCACCCAAAAGAGAGAAGCUUGUAAAAGGACAAUUGAGGAUUCAGUGCAUCAGGUUAUGGUCUGUAAACAUAAAAAGCUUUGUCUAGGAGAAGCCCAAUGGUAUAGCAUUCACAUCACAUGCCUAUGAGGCACUGGAUUCAACUCCCAGCACCAAAGUAGACAUUUGUUUUUAACUAUAAGUUACAUAUUUCGAAACUAAGUGUAAGUUAUAGUGCUAUAAAAACAAAAACACCAACAUGCACUUGUACACUGCAGUUAUUUCAAAACUGAGUUUAACUGAACUCAGUAUUUUUAUAUAAACAAACUAGAAGUGGAGUGGUGCCCAGUGAAGAGUGCUUGCCUAGCAUGCUCAAAGCGUUUAGGUUUACAACCAGGAGGGGGAAAAAGAUGAACCGAAGAUGCUUCCUUGAGGAUUCUGAAAAAUAAAUGCACACAAAAAAAGCUUAAAGGUGUAAAAUAAUAAGUAAAAUCGAUGAAAGAUCCACAGUAAAAGCAGUGCAAUGGUACAUGAACAAUCGACAGAUGGAAACUGUCAGAAACUCUGUAGUUAAAUUGUAGUUAAAUCUGCUGAUAUCAUUUGACUCUGUGUUAAAAAGAAUCUGUUCCCUUCGAUGGGUGUGGUGGAACAUACCUGUAAUCCCCGCACUUGGAUAGUGGAGGCAGCUUUGUCUAUAGCAAGAGCCUAUUUCAAAAAGAAAAAAAAAAUCUGAAUUUCAUUUCACUCAAUGGAAGCCAGCUCUCUUUCAACCUCAUUUUCUAAGAUGGUGGAAAAAAGAAUUGGACUGCUUUCCUGUGAGGUAGAUGUGUACCUGAAUUCUUCCUUCGACCCUGGAAGAAUGGAGUUGCAAGCCAAGGAGGCUGCAGGCUGGGGCACUCUUGGGCAGGACAAGGCUAGUCCACCCAGGCCUCUAUCCUAGUCCUGCAUGUUUGAUGCACCAUUGUUAUGGAGCCUUUGUAAAGGGCAGGUUAACACCUGCCAAGGGCUUAGUAGAAAAUACUAAUUGGCUCAAAUCUGUGAGACAGAGAUUCCCAGGCCUACAUGAUACCAGAAGGGUGUGGCUUUACUUGAAAACCUGCUUUACCAGCUCUAGACGUAUUUGAUUCUUUUCCUUUAAGGCUGCUGGUAAAAUUGGAAAUCUCGCCAUGAAAAUGGCAUUUUAAUCCUGUACAGGCAUUCACAAUAGAGGGAUAAACCAGUAAAGCAAAGGGACCCAGAACUGGAAUGGGAAGAGUGGUGCUCCUAGAGACACAUGGACACUCCACCGUCAUACGGAAUCAGGCUUUUUAAUUUCUAUUUUUGUAAAAUUGAUCUUUAUAAUCGAUUCUGGAAAGUAGCCAGGUUUACAGAGCUACUCGUGCUCAUUAGCAUACAUACCCCUAAACUACUAGACAAGGCAUACAAAACCCCUAAACUACUAGAGGAAACUAAACUUUCCUAGAGUGAGGGCCUUGAGUGGGGCCUCCAGAAUGCAGAGAUUCAGUUGUAAACCACAGGAACUGGGUCAUGAACCACCCACUGGUGGAGCAUGAGCUGACCAGAUCCUAAACAUUCUGGAUCCCAGUUUCCUGAGCUGUGUCUUGGAUAAACUAUGCCCAGCUUUAACUAGUUAUUCAUUGGCUGGUAUGUGCUGCUAAUAAUGUGAUUUGUUUCUCCUUGGCUAUGAAUUUAGUGACAUGUCCCAGAAUCUUGGUUUUCCCUUCAUGUUUUGGUUAAACAAAGCACUUUGUCAACAUUCCCCUGCUUUUGCAUCCUCUGAGGAUGAUGCUGUUGUUUCUUCGUAAUUGUGAAAUCUGUAUCUAAACCCCUGAGGUGGGGUAUACAGCUGUUUACUAUAAAUAUCCAAAUCAGAGUAAAGCAUUCUGUGUUGUAUUGUUUUGGCUACUGAGGCAAUUGAACCACACAGUGAUUCCAUGAAAAGUAUUAAAACUGGAGAGUGUUCUCUGUUUAGCAUGGUGGACCUGUCUGUAUCCGGGUCCUGCCCAGCUCUGCAUGGCCUUCCCUUUUAAGAUAGGGCACACCCUAUGAAAUACACAACUUGCUACUUUCUGUGAUUUGUCAUUCCAUUUACCAAUGAUCAAAUUAAAAUUAAACAAUGAUGAUAAAAUUCUAUGGUUAAAAUUCUUCCUUUCUCCUGUAGGACAAGGGUGAGGGACAGACCUAGAAGAACGGCUCCUCUCAGACAGAGACCCUGUGCCAAAGGGAGCAGCCCCACUUUGUCCUCUGUCAUUUCAUUACCCCUGAAGUGACUGUCAUUUCCAUCUCCCUCAUUUCAUCUCUUCAAUAAAGUUCAAGAUUAUGCAAGUUCUUCACUGAUUUAAGAAAAUGUAUACUGGGGGUUGAGGGAUAAACGUGUUGGAGCCAGAGGCACCUUUUAAAAAGAACAAACUCUUCUGAAGUUAAUUUUGAACUUAUAUAAAAGCUGAAUAAGUGCUACAAACAACUCUUUCCCCUUCAUCUAUUUUACAAACUCAUUCCAACGUCGUCCCAUUACUGCGCACAUUCUGAGUAUGAACAGCUGUGUGUGCUGGCACACACACUUUGUUCUCAGCUGCCUGAGAAUAGGCUGUCUUCAGGUGUCUACUUACCUCAGAGUGUCUCACUGUUUUCUUGUUUCUUAUGAACAAGGUUACUUUAUGUAACCACUACACAAAUAACAAAAAGCAAGAAAACUGGCAUUGCUACAAUGUUGUCCUGUAGUCUAUAGACUGUACUCAGAUUUCACCACUUAAGUCAAGAAUUUCUUUCCUAGUUCAGGAUCUUACCUAGGAUCAAACAGUGCACUAUGCAAUGGCUUCUUUAAAACCCUUUAAUCUGGAGGAGGGUCUCAGCUUUUUUUUUUUUUCCUUCAAUUACAAAUGCAUUUCCAGGCUCUCUGCAUGCUAAGCAAGCACUCUCCCGUUGAUCUACAGAUUCAUUCUCAGUG